UCUGUCUCCCUCUCUCCACUAACUGCCCAGGAGUGAGCAGCUGCUCUAGGCGGCCCAACAGACAGACAAGACAGACGCAAGGACUGCCCGACACCCAAGCCUGCCAACUAACCAGCCUGCACCCAGCGCUUCCCUUUCCCAGGUAUGCCUACCAUGUGGCCCCUCUGGCUCCUUGCGCCCCUGCUGGCCCUGAGCCAGGCCCUGCCCUUUGAACAGAAGGGCUUCUGGGACUUCACGCUGGACGAUGGGCUGCCCAUGCUCAAUGAUGAGGAAGCUUCGGGUGCCGACACGACCUCGGGAGUCCCAGACCUCGACUCCCUCCCGCCCACCUUCAGCGCCAUGUGUCCUUUCGGCUGCCACUGCCACCUGCGGGUUGUUCAGUGCUCUGACCUGGGUCUGAAGGCUGUGCCCAAGGAGAUUUCACCUGACACCACAUUGCUGGACCUGCAAAACAACGACAUCACCGAGCUCCGCAAGGAUGACUUCAAAGGCCUCCAGCACCUCUACGCCCUUGUCCUGGUGAACAACAAGAUCUCAAAGAUACACGAGAAGGCUUUCAGCCCUCUGCGGAAGCUGCAGAAGCUCUAUAUCUCCAAGAACCACCUGGUUGAGAUCCCUCCCAACCUGCCUAGCUCCCUGGUGGAGCUCCGCAUCCAUGACAACCGCAUCCGAAAGGUGCCCAAGGGUGUGUUCAGUGGGCUGCGCAACAUGAACUGCAUUGAGAUGGGUGGGAAUCCCCUGGAAAACAGUGGCUUUGAACCUGGAGCCUUCGAUGGCCUGAAGCUCAACUAUCUUCGCAUCUCUGAGGCCAAGCUCACCGGCAUCCCCAAAGACCUGCCUGAGACCCUGAAUGAACUCCACCUGGACCACAACAAAAUUCAGGCUAUUGAGCUGGAGGAUCUGCUCCGCUACUCCAAACUGUACAGGCUGGGCCUGGGCCACAACCAGAUCCGCAUGAUUGAGAAUGGAAGCCUGAGUUUUCUGCCCACCCUGAGGGAGCUGCACUUGGACAAUAACAAGCUGUCCAAGGUGCCUGCUGGCCUUCCGGAUCUCAAGCUACUCCAGGUUGUCUACCUACACACCAACAAUAUCACCAAGGUGGGCGUCAACGACUUCUGCCCCAUAGGCUUCGGGGUCAAGCGGGCCUACUACAACGGCAUCAGCCUCUUCAACAAUCCUGUGCCUUACUGGGAGGUGCAGCCAGCCACCUUCCGCUGUGUGACUGACCGCCUGGCCAUCCAAUUUGGCAACUACAAAAAGUAGAGGCAGCAGCAGCCUUGUGGUGGCCUGGGCCAGGUCUCUGGGAAGCACGGGGAACGUCCUGAGGGGGUGGCAGAGCAAGGGAGCGAGGCCAGUGCCCAGCUGCACCCAACCCAGCCCCACCCUUUAUCCCCAACCCCCACUCGCUGCCCCCUGACACCUCUGCCCUGACUCCCAAGUGUGCAGGUGGGGCACGAGGCCCAGACCUCAUCACACGUCCCCUUAGCUUCAGAGCUGCCCCUCUCUAUCAUCAUAGCCACUCAGAGGCGCCCCUGCCAAAUUUUUUGCCAUUUCACCCUGAAACCAAAUUUUCCGAGGCUCCAGUACAAGGAAACCAGUCCCUGGGUCUGGGGGCAGAAGGAGACAAGCAGGGAUGGAGACAGCAGAUCCUAUCGAACCCAGUGCACCUGGCUGGCGCACAUUCCUCCACCACAUGAACUUGCAGCUUCCAGCCCUCAUUGACCUGGUCUGCUACCCUUGGUCUCAGAUGGCCCCCCAUCUUUAUGCAAGUUCACAGCCCAUCCAUCCAAGCCUCCUCGCUCUACUGGCUCCUAAACCAGUCCUGUCCCUCUCUCUCUAUCUCCCUUUCUUGUCCUCCCUCUUCCCUCUUAACGUCCUUCGGCUGGAUCUGGUGUCUGCAAUGAGAGGCCUUGCCCAGCCCCUACCCAGGCAAGCCAGUGGGUGAGGAGGCAGUUGCCCCCCACAGCUGCCUACUCUGCCCAGGCCUCUCACCCAAGCUUGGAUGGUCCUGGAGGAGGCAGGUGGAGGUGCUGCACCCCGCACACACUCUAGUCAAGACCCUGGAAGUCAGGCCCCCAGGAGGGGCCCAACAUCCCACUGAAGUCCCAAACACGCUUUUCAUUGUCCCCCCCCUUCCCCCUUAAUGGCUAGGUCCUCCCCCACCUCCCUUUCAGCCCCUGGUGCAGAGUUUCGAGCAAUCACACCCAGCCUGAGGAGGGGCUGCUUCUGAGGUCGGUUGUUGUCUUUCAAUUAAAGAAGCACUGUGCAAUAUG
Artibeus jamaicensis (Jamaican fruit-eating bat) is the source of this 2273-nucleotide messenger RNA. RefSeq names its product biglycan (gene BGN). Lineage: Eukaryota; Metazoa; Chordata; Mammalia; Chiroptera; Phyllostomidae. Bases 145 to 1263 code for a protein of 372 amino acids. The transcript is spliced from 8 exons. Gene Ontology annotation, molecular function: protein binding. The record is from RefSeq and is a predicted model, not a curated record.